CUCUCAUAGGGACUAGGGAGGAGGCAGUGGUCCGCCUGAUUUCGGUGGGAGUGUCUGGAUAGUUGGGGUAUAAAUAGCCUGAUUAAAGUCAUACUCUGAGCGGCUGGACCUCCUGUGGCCAGAUUCUGUUUGGUGUGUUCCGCAGAAAGCAGCAUCAUGGCACCUGUCCUACUGUGCGUGCUGGUUUGGACAGCGUUUGCCUGGUCUCCAACCCGCGCCCACCUCAACGAAACCAUCUACGCCGUGACUGUGAGCUCCAGGGUGACCGGAGGGGCAUCUGAGACGCUGUGCGCCCACGUCCUCUCCCCCCCGGAGCCGCUGGCCCUCAGGGUGACUCUGGAGGCGCAGUCCGGGAGCACCGUCAUCCUGGAGGAGACGGUUUCCACGGAUUACUACGGCUGCUCCACCUUUCAGGUUCCCAUUGUGACCAGCAGCACGGUGGCCACGGUCAAUGUGGCCAUCCAGGGCGAGAGUGCCGUCAUGAGCAAGAAGACCAAGGUCCUCAUCGCCCCUCCAGCCUUUCUUCAUCUGAUCGUGAUGGACAAGCCGCUCUACAAGCCUGGACAGACUGUCCAGUUCCGGAUCGUCUCCAUGGACGCUGGCUUCAUCCCUUUCAAUGAGCUGUAUAAAACAGUUGAGCUUCAGGACCCCAACAGAAACCGCAUCGCGCAGUGGCUGGAUAGGGCCGCCGUCAGUGGCAUCCUGGACAUCUCUCACCCCAUGAGUCCAGAGGCCGCCCAGGGACCCUACACCAUCACUGCCUGGACGGAGAAAGGAGAGAGCACCUCUCGUUCCUUUGACAUCAAGGAAUACGUUUUGCCAAAAUAUGCCGUCAACAUUAGACUACCUAAUGUCAUAAAUAUUUUACAACAAGAAGUCCCCAUACAAAUUUGUGGAAGAUACACCUAUGGAAAGCCUGUCCUUGGGUCCAUCAAGGUGGUAGUUUGUAGAGAGGGCCAGGGCCAUUUUUCAUGGCAUUAUUCUGAAAAGCAAGAAGACAUCUGUGUGACAUCACAACUGCAGACGGACAGAACUGGCUGUGCAACGCACUUCAUUAGGGUAUCGGCAUUUGGCCCAAGAGAUCAAACGUACCGGGACAUGUUUGAGGUGACGGCUGAAAUGGAGGAGUAUGGCACUGGGGUGGUCAUUCAAGCCAGUGGCCAAACGCCCUUCUCUGUUAAUGUCAGAGAACUCACAUUUGAGAAUGUUGCAGAUAAUACUGCCUAUAAGCCAGGGAUCCCAUUCGAGGGCAAGGUCAAGCUGACUGGAAUAGACAGGAAGGCGGUGGGGGACGAGGUGGUAUAUCUAUACGUGGACGUCAAUGCAGCGUCGUACAACCUCACGCUUCUGACCCAAGACAACGGCAUGGCUUCUUUCUCCCUGGACACCUCCCUGUGGAAGAACAGCGUGGUUCUUACGGCAAGCUCUAGACCCAAGGAAGAACGGCAGUCAUUUGUGCAUGGGGAACGCCUGCCUGCAUACCCCUCGGCAGUACUGACCAUGAGGCCGUUCUACUCUAAGAGCAAGAGCUUCGUGAAGAUCUCGGCCAACGGCCACAAGAGCCUCUGUGAGGGGGAGUCCCAGGUGGGCGCCCAGUACAUCAUCCAGGGCGAGGAGCUUAGGCCGGGGCAGGAGGAACUGCCCUUCUACUACACCGUGAUGUCCAAAGGUGCAAUAAUGAGGCAUGGGCAUCUUCCAGUUGCUGUAAAAGAUGGAAUCGUCAACAAAGGAGUGCUAUCCAUCCCCCUGCUUGAAAAAGCUGCCCUCAGCCCAUAUGCCCAAGUGGUGGUGUACACUUUGAUGCCAAGUGGGGAGGUGUUGGCGGAUAACAUGGACUUCCCAGUGGACCAGUGCUUCGAGAAUAGGGUGAAGCUGGAGUUCUCAGCAGAUCGAGAGCUGCCUGGAGGAGAGACCUUGUUUCGCCUGGAGAGCCAGCCAGGAUCCUUGUGCUCCGUCAGGGCAGUGGACCAGAGCAUCCUUCUGCUGCAGCCGGAUCAGGAGCUCAGCCCUUCUUAUGUGUUCAAACAGCUGCCUGUGCAGAAGCUGAGUGGCUUCAGCUACCAAGUUGAGGACCGUGAGCCGGAUCUCUGCUCGCCCUGGGAAGACGUGGCGGAAUCCACCGCGAAGGACGACGUCUACAGUGUUUUUAAAGAAAUUGGAAUAAAACUUGUGACCAACUCUGAGGUGAAGAAACCAGCCACCUGUGUGUUCCUUGAACGUCAAGAUCAUGAUAUUGUAUUUAGUCGUUUGAUGUAUGAUGAUGAUGUUCAAGAAUUCGACUCAGCGACGCACUUGAAGCCCAUGAAAAAAAAAAGGGAAAAAAUAGAAACUGUGAGAAGCUACUUCCCUGACACCUGGAUCUGGGAGCUGAUCGCUGUCGGAGACAGCGGGUCGGUGAGCGUGGUGAAGACGCUCCCUGACACCAUCACCAGCUGGCGGGCCCAGGCCUUCUGCACCUCCUCCUCCCUGGGCUUCGGCCUGUCCCGGGACACGGCGCUGGUGGCCUUCCAGCCCUUCUUCGUCAGCCUGACGCUGCCCUACUCGGUGGUCCGAGGGGAGGUGUUCACGCUCAGAGCCACCGUCUUCAACUACCUCCCUAGCUGCAUCAUGGUCAGGGUCCAGCUGAGCAACUCGUCCCACUUCUCCCUCAGAGAGUGUGCGGACUGCCAGUACACCAUGUGUGUGUGUGCAGAGGAGAGCAGGGUUUUCCAGUGGGAGGUCAGCCCCUCCUCCCUUGGGGAGGUGACCCUGGAGGUCCGGGCCGAGGCGCUGCACACGGAGCAGCUGUGUGGGAACGAGGUGGCGCCCCCGCCCACGGUGGGCCGGGUGGACACAGUGGUGCGCAAACUACUGGUGGAGGCAGAAGGCACCCCAGUGGCUGUUACCCACAAUGCAUUCCUCUGUCCUGGAGCAGAGAAGCCAGCAGAGAAGAACAUCUCUCUCCUGCUGCCAGACCUGUUUGUGGCUGGUUCUGCCAGGGCCUCUUUCUCUGUGUUGGGGGACCUGAUGGGCCGGGCCAUGAAGAACCUGGACAAACUGCUGGCCAUGCCGUACGGCUGCGGGGAGCAGAACAUGAUCCUGUUCGCCCCAAACAUCUACAUCCUCAACUACCUGACCAGCACCGCACAGCUGACACACGCCAUUAAGGAGCGGGCCACGCGCUUCCUGGAGAGCGGCUACCAGAGAGAGCUCACCUACCGGCAUGACGAUGGCUCCUACAGUGCUUUUGGCAAGAGUGACGCGUCUGGAAACACCUGGCUGACUGCCUUUGUGAUGAAGUCGUUUGGCGGCGCCAAGCCCUACAUCUUCAUCGACCCAACACUAAUCGUGGACUCCAGAACCUGGCUGCUCAGCCACCGGCGGCAAGAUGGAUGCAUCACAUCAGUUGGAAAACUGUUUAACAACGGCAUGAAGGGCGGGGUGAGCGACGACGUGUCUCUGACCGCCUACAUCACGGCUGCACUGCUGGAGCUGGAUGCAGCAGACCCCAUGGUGUCGGGGUGCCUGCAGUGCCUGAGAGUGGCGGUAGCGGGAAAGCUGGAGAACAUGUACACCACAGCCCUCCUCUCCUACACCUUCACCCUGGCAGGGGACCAGCAGACCAGGGCCGCGCUCCUCACCGCUCUCCACCAGCGCUCCGUCACAGACGGGGGCACGCGCCACUGGAAGCGGGCGGAGGCCUCUGAGAAGGUUCUGGACUCCCUGGAGGUUGAGAUGACGGCCUACGUACUGCUUGCGGUUCUCUCCGGACCCCCGGUGCCGGGCUUCGACCUAGACUAUGCCUCCAGCAUCACACGCUGGCUCAUCCAACAGCAGAACCCCUACGGCGGCUUCGCCUCUACGCAGGACACGGUGGUGGCCCUCCAGGCCCUGGCCCGCUACGGCGCUGCCACCUACAGCUCGGAGGGCGCCUGCGUGGUGGGGCUGAGCUCGCUGGGCGGGGCCAGCUGGCAGUUCACCGUGGACCAGAGCACCCGGCUGCUGUACCAGGAGCAGGCGCUGGACCGCCUGCCCGGGGACUACCGCAUCACGGCCCAGGGGCAGGGCUGUGUCCAGGCACAGAUCGCCAUGCGUUACAACAUUCCCCCUCCUGGUGACUUCAGUUCCUUCCACAUCGCCGCAACAACGACCGCUGUGUGUAACAGCACCCGGCCCACACUGACCAUCAAAGUGGACCUCAGGUACCAAGGUAGGAGAGAGGAGACCAACAUGGUGAUCAUCAACCUCAAGCUCCUGUCAGGCUAUGGCCUUCAGCAGAGCACUCUGCAGGAGCUGAAGAGACAGAGCAGUGUGAAGCGUGUGGACUUUGAAGAGGGCUACAUCAACAUCUACCUCGACGGCCUGAAGAAGGAGGUGUUGAGGAGCUACAGCGUGACCCUGGAGGAGGAGGAGGCCGUCAGGAACCUGAGGCCGGCCGUGGUGAAGGUGUACGACUACUACCAGACAAGUGACGAGGCAGUGGCAGACUACUCCUCCCCUUGUGCGGAGCGUAAGUACACCCAGUUUAACCACGCCCAGCUGAAGCUUGCCAAGGUGAUGAUGUGAAUGAUCUACUAUUGGAACGAUUGGAGCCACCAACAAGAAGCACAUCAAUCAAAUUAAAGCCGGACUAAUGGUUGUGCUAAAUUGUUAAUUGUAGCCAGUGAAUUCUUUGAAUGACAAAAGAUGAGAUUUAAUUUCAACAUACACUUUAAAAAAGAGGAAAUUGCCAAUAUGACAUGCAUUCAAGAAAGCCAAUGUUUAUUCAAUUACAAUUCUGUCUUUCUUAUUCGAUAAAGAUAAUCCAUCGUUUCCAUUGGCGUGACAGUGAGCUAUGAAACAAGGUACCGUAGACACAAUAAUGGUCUAACAGUCGACUGGGAUUGAAUGGAUCCGAACGACGGAAACAAACCAGUAUUACAAAACAGCUUAGAUAGAAGUUUGUCUGCACACGCUGGGUGAUUACAGGUGAAUUGUGAUUGUGAUUUCAUGUAGUGCGCCUUGCUCUACAUUUUAUUCUCUUUUUAACAAAUAUUAUAUUAAUUCAUCACUACCAUAGUUUAAAUUUCGCCACAAUAAAAUCUUUAAAUGACAAAAUACAAA
Molecule: messenger RNA, 5082 nt
Organism: Gadus morhua (Atlantic cod)
Lineage: Eukaryota; Metazoa; Chordata; Actinopteri; Gadiformes; Gadidae
Product: alpha-2-macroglobulin-like protein 1
Exons: 36
Coding region: 157-4545 (1462 amino acids)
Cellular component (GO): extracellular region
Molecular function (GO): endopeptidase inhibitor activity
Source: RefSeq, a predicted model, not a curated record